CCGCAAAGUUAAUUAGUACUCGACGGGUAGUCCGAAGUUUUGUGUCGUUUCCGUAAAUAGAGUAAAUCGUGGCACGAAAUACUGACCAGAACAUCCAUCAAGUCAAGAAUAUUCGUUCGAUUUGGCAAGGAGCAGCGAACAAACAACACGUCAUUAUGUCCAACAUUAAUUGCUCAACCAACACGCAGAUGACCUCAAACUGUACAGAUCUGGGAACAAAGCGAAGCAAUUACAGCACUCCUUAUGUAAACGGGAUGACAUUUUUCUAUAUUUUAAUCAUCGCCACUUCUCUAACAGCAUACGGAAUCGUCAUCGCAACUGUUUGCGUCAAUCGGCGUUUGAGAACGACGUGCAAUUAUUUCAUCGUCAGUCUUGGAAUAGCGGAUUUAAUGAUCGUUUCCAUGGUUAUUCCAAUAGGCAUUGGCUUGAUUCAGGGAACAUUCCGCUUCAAGUCAGCCGAACAAUGCGUAUUUUUGUCUACAGUGAACUUAGUCAGCCUCUCAGCCGUGUCUUUGAAUCUUUGCACUGUAAGUAUGGAGAGGUACUUCGCUAUUGCCUUUCCCUUCAAAUACGAGGCAUUCACGACGACCAAAACCACCGCGGGAGUAAUAGGCGCUGUUUGGGCGUAUUCAUUGGUUGCCGCUCUGUUACCGAUGAUGGGUUGGAGAGCUCGGCCUGCAGCGCUUCGAAACAAUGUCUGCCUCAAUGACAACGUUGAAAGCUACACUCUCUUCAUGGCCAUAGGAAGUUUCUUCAUUCCUGCGUUCAUUAUGUUAAGUACAAACACAAUUGUUUAUCGCAUCGCCACGAGCCAGGCGAAGCGGGUUUUUCGCAUCGUUCCAGUAAUGGGUCCAAGCGCUGAAAAACUCCGUAAAAAUUUCCGAGCAGCGAAGCGCAUUUCUCUCAUUGUGGGUGCGUAUCUCCUUUGCUGGGUCCCUCAUAUGGUGGUGCUGGUAAUGGGGCUUAUUAUAGGGGCACGCAACAUACCACUUUUUGUGUACCCAAUCACUUUGUCCCUACAAUACAGUUGCUCGGCUGUGAACCCAUGUCUAUUCUGUUUUACCAACCGAGAGAUGAGAGGCACAUUGAAAAGACUUGCAUGGAGAGUCUUACGAAGGACACCCAACAUAACACAUUCAAGUAAUGGAGGCUUGGCGCUAGAAAGGAGGCGAUCCACUGCUCACAGAAUGAGCCAAGCUACAGAUAUUUCUACUUUGGGAAGUAAAGGCGACUCAAAGACAACCGUAGGGGUAUGCCCUACAGAUUUUUCAGCUUAAAAAGAAAAUGAUGGAAGCCACUUCCAAAUUUGAACCUUCUUCUUGACCAGCAUGAAAAUGGAUCAAGUAAUACAACAUUUACAUGGACCGAAAAUACGGCUUUUGCGACAAAAGUUGCCUCAUCAGCAUCAUCAUCAUCA
This is a messenger RNA of Pocillopora damicornis (cauliflower coral), 1417 nucleotides long. Its product is annotated as alpha-1A adrenergic receptor. Gene Ontology annotation, cellular component: plasma membrane. Gene Ontology annotation, molecular function: G protein-coupled receptor activity. The record is from RefSeq and is a predicted model, not a curated record. NCBI's taxonomy places the organism in Eukaryota, Metazoa, Cnidaria, Anthozoa, Scleractinia, Pocilloporidae. Gene Ontology annotation, biological process: adenylate cyclase-activating adrenergic receptor signaling pathway; positive regulation of MAPK cascade.